Molecule: messenger RNA, 3724 nt
Organism: Physcomitrium patens
Lineage: Eukaryota; Viridiplantae; Streptophyta; Bryopsida; Funariales; Funariaceae
Source: RefSeq, a predicted model, not a curated record
CUGGAUUCUCGAUUGUGGUUUUAGGGUUUGGAGUUUGGUGUUUCGGGACCCGAGCGAUGGUGCGGUGGGGGGUGGCGAUCGGGCCCAGGCAGGUGACGGCGAGCGCUUGCUCCGCAGCUACGUCGAGUGCCCGAAGGCAGCCAAAAAUUAGCCCUUGAUGGCAGGUUUCGUGGAAAAGGCCUAGCGAAGGAUAUUUGGCGGGAUACGAGAUAAGGAAUGAUCGCGGGGCAUAGGACAAUCUAUACCAGGAGAAAUUGGAGAAAACGUGAUUCAUGAGAAAUUAUGAGUCGGAUGGAGUGGUUGUCCACGGUGACCUUGCAGUUUUAACUCGAGAAAAAGUUGAAGAUGGAAGCUGCAUGGACAUUAAUUGUUGUCAACAUAGCGCGAUUGUUGUUUUUAAAUGGCAACUUUUCCAUAAAUAUGAAGUGGAAUGUGCCUUUGGACUUCGAGGCCAUUUUUCACAAGUGCUCUUGAUAGAGGAACUGAAGAAUUAAAGCCAUGGGCAAGGUGUAUUUUUAGAGCGCAAUAUGAUUUCAGUGAAUUGCCAUCCUCUCUACUUUUUGCCCCAAAGCGCUUACGUGCUCCGCUUAUUUUUCAAGUCCUUUUUAUUUAUUUACCCCCUCUCCUCAUACUUUCCAGCUGGACUGGGGGGGGGGGGUGUGUGAAUUUGCCAAUCGAAGAAUUUGGUGUUUUUUUGAUGAAAAGUGGAAGGCCAAAGGGGACUUGAGGAGAAUGUCGAACUUUGUGAGACAUUCCGAUGAUCAUGCGGUGGGUUGCAGCGUCCGUGGGUGAGGAACAUUGGAAUCGCUGUUUUUGCAUCUGUGAAUCUACGAGGCACUUUGGAGUCGGGGAUGUUGUGUUGCUCGAAUGAGAUCAUGAACAAGUUGCAAGAAUCUGAGUUUUUGUGGAGGUUUCACAAUCUUGCCGGAGGACUGGAAGGAUGAGACAGAUUCGGUAGCAAUGGCAGACGAUGGGAGAUUUAGCUCAGUCUCUGUGGAGCGGAAGCCGGCGAGUGCUAUGGCAUGGGAUCCCAAGCCCAGUGAGAGCCAUUUUCAAAUCUUCCUGGCUUUGUUCGUCUUCUUCAUUUUGGGACCGCUGCCGUCUGCCUCCGCUGCUACUGCUUUGUCCGAUGUGACUGCUUUGCAUGAGCUUCGGGAAGCUUGGAAUGCGACUCUGGGAUUAGCUCAGAACUGGACUUGGGGGUCUGACCCAUGUUGGAAUCACUGGGAGGGCGUCUCCUGUUUCGAAGAGACUGUUGUUUCAUUGAGGUUGGAUGUACGUGGACUCGUAGGAGCCUUUUCUCCAUCGAUUGGCAAACUUAAGAACUUACAGUAUUUAAAUUUAGCAAACAAUCCUGGUCUCACUGGACCAAUUUCUGAGGAGAUUGGACAACUCAGUCGAUUAUAUGCUCUCGACCUGAGUCAUAACAAUUUUGGAGGGCCUUUUCCAGAAUUUCUGCUGAAACUUCCAGUGAUCAAAAGAUUGAAUCUUAGUUUCAACCAGUUGACCGGAGUUCUUGACGGCGGCGUGCGAACGUUUGGGCAUGUUAACAUCUUUCUGAUCAAGAAUAACAUCUCUGCAGUGGUCAAUUUACCAAGCCCCUUUAUUAAUCCAGAGCUUAGGGGCAAUCCCGUUUGUGAAGAUCAAUCCUCUCAUUUUCCUGACAUAUGUAGUUACUCCGGUAUCAUCCCCAAAGAGAUAUUAUGGCAACAGAAAAUGUCGUGUUCCACCGUGUGCGACCAAAACUCCGUUGUCCAUCCCGGCACUUGCGCUUGCUACUAUCCCUACAUUUGUAACAUGUAUUUUGGGUGGUCUCCAUCAUAUGGGUUUGAUGAGACAAGAAUUGAUAAUUUGAGAAGAGCUCUGGCUUCUGGAUUGAAGAUAUCGUUCGAAAAUUUAUGGAUUGAGAAUGCUACUUACUGGAACAUUAGUGAGCGGCAGCUGCUGGCGAAGGUCAUCUUCUAUCCUGCAUCACCAUCACGACUGUGGGAUAGGUCCCAGGUUAAUGAUAUUAAGUCUAAACUAAUUGGAAAAACCAUUAGGCUCGAAGGAUAUGAUCCAUAUGGGCUUAUUGCAUCUACCCUUCAAACAGCUCCAUCAAACACAGGGACCUUCGGAGGAGUCGUUGCUAUUGUGGCACUAUCAGGCGUUGUGUUAUGCAUUAACCUUAGAAGAAGGCCAAGACCUCCUAGAAUAGAUAAUGCCUUAGGGAUAUUUGACCUCGAUCUCGAACAUUAUCCAAGCUGCCUGUUCUUGUACGAUGAGCUGAGAGUUUCAACGAGGAAUUUCAAUAGAGGGAAUAAAAUUGGGGAAGGAACUUUUGGUGCAGUUUAUAAGGGCACUAUGGUAGACGGUAGUGAAGUAGCAGUAAAGGAGCUGCCACCAAAUAUCAAGCAGGGAAAUCAAGAGUUUCUCAAUGAAGUUCAACUAAUUUCUGGCUUGCAACAUAAAAAUCUCGUAAAACUCCGUGGCUGUGCGAUCAGUGGAAAAAACAGGCUUCUUGCCUUUGAAUAUGUAGAAAAUAGAUCUCUCCAUCAAGCUUUAUUUGAUCCAGUGAAGGCGUUAUUGUUGGAGUGGCCAAUCAGAUACAAUAUUGCUCUUGGGAUGGCGAAGGGGCUCGCAUGCCUCCAUUCCCAAAGUCCAGAGCGCCUUGCUCAUGGAGACAUAAAAGCCAAUAACAUUUUGCUUGACAGACACCUGGAGCCCAAGAUCGCAGACUUCGGUUUAGCGAGAAUGUGCCAAAAUAAUGAACGGAGAGUGGUGGUACACAUUGAGGGGAAGAGGGGUUACAUAGCUCCAGAAUACGCACUGCAUGGUCAGCUGACACCGAUGACCGACGUCUUCAGCUUUGGAAUCGUAGCACUUGAGCUUGUAUCUGGCCGGCAAAGGAUGAAUCCAGAGCUCCCUGCGGAGGAGCAGUACCUCCUUUCAUAUGUCUGGAAUUUGCAUGAACAGAGACGUCUCAUGGAUCUGGUGGACCCCAAAAUUAGAAACGAAUGUGACGAGGAGCAAGCUCUGGUCCUAAUCAAAGUGGCGCUUCUCUGCUCACAAGGGGAAGCUUCUUCUCGACCCGAGAUGGCGCAAGUGGUCUCGUUGUUGUCUGGCGAUGCAGGUGUUCCGGAUGUUCUACACAGGCCUGUGUUUCUAGGACUUGGUGUGAUUGACCCCAACAAGUUAAGACCUCGUCCAAGUUCCUUAACUACAUGGAGGUGAUCAAACUUGUGCACGUCAUGCCUGAGACACUCGCUCGUGACUGCUGAUCUAUCCUGCAAGCCUUAAUGUCUGUCAUCCAAUCUGUCAUGACUCACUUGUCCAUCGGCUCCGCUUCCCCACCAGUUUAUGGAGUACCCACAUGGCUGAGUCUCACGUCUUAAUGCAGUUGAUUUCAAAUGAAAGGACUUGCCUUGGAUACCCAAAGAUGGGUCGCUGAUCUGGUUACACUGUUGCUGAAAUGUUGGAAACUUGAGAAUCUCACAGGAAGUGGGCGCUUCAAAGUGUAAAUCCUCCAUGGCUUGAAGAUAUUCACUGUGAUUGAAGCGAUGAGGACCAGAAUCAAUUUUUAGAAGCUCCGUAGAAUUCAUGGGAUCAGUCACAUACUAGCGCUUGUAUGCAGAACAGUUUUUGAGAGUAUUGUUGUGGACGGUCUUCCUAGGAAUUUUUGUAGGUACUUUAAAUCAAUUCACAAUAUACCCGUUUUAAUUAAGUUACAUCCUAUGUUUUAUAA